CGUGCUGGUACAUCGCGCGCACCACAGGACUGGAUGAGCGGUAAACUGCGCCAUGGGAGUGAUGUUGGAUCAACGGGAACCAAAGGAUCGGCGACUGAGAUCAUGAUGGAAUCGGUGGCGACGCAGACAGAGGGGUUGUCCAUUGGCAAGAAGAAAAAGAAGAAGAAGAAAAAGAAGAAAAAGGCCGGGGUGGAUGGCGACGUCGCGUCCGCGGCUGGGUCCAUUGGCGGCGUGGAGGAGGAAGAGGAUUCCGACGUAGAGUCCACGAUCUUGGAAGACAACGACGUUGACGACCCAGGCACAGUUGUAGUCGUGCGAAGUGACCGGUCCAACAGUGUCGAAGUGGAAAUCCAACGAAGACACAAUGCCUCUCCCUUAGGCACUCAAGUGACUGCGCGGCCAAAGGGGGAUGACGAUCUCUUGUCAUUACCGCUGUCCACGCGUCUGGAAAAAGCGGCAUCUCACACAGACCUCAAAGCUGGUCUGAUGGGACUUGUGGAAUGGAGUCGCAUGUCCCUCAGUCCAGACGUACUCACGCUAUUUUUUGAAAGCCGCGCGCUGACGCUGCUCUUGGAGAACUUUUUUCGUGUCUGUCCUACCCACGAUGCCAUCUACGACACCUUGACGCACCUCCUGUCAAACCUUCUCCUGGGCACUUUUCCCUUUUAUGCAAGUGCGGAUUCUUCGCCAUCGUCGUCGACCAAAGUCGAUGCGGCGCGCAUUGUCGUUCAGAGCAUUCGGUCGAUUGUAGAUUCGAUCCGCAUGUUAAAGAAGCUCAAGAAUGGCGGUGAUGACACGACGUCUGUCGCGACGGCACUGGUUCCACAAGUCGCCCAAGCACUGCACGACUUGAUUGUCGACUCGCACACGCAUCGCUUGUCCGUCGACAGUAUUGGGAAGGCUUGCGAUCUCGCAACAUCCAUUUCCACCAUGGACGACCAACUCAAAGCUACGCUGGCCAACGAAAACACGAUCCGGGGUCAGUCCAUUCGUGAGACGUUCCGUCGACGAGACCUGCGGAGUGACGCGCUUACUGUGAGCGCUAAGAAGCUGGAGACGCUGUUGGAGCUAGUAAAACCGGCUGAGAGCCGCCGCCUGUCCACGGCCAGCCCCGCACUGAUUGCAGCCACGUCGACGCCACACAACGUGCAGGCGUUGGAGCUGAACACUACAACGUCCAUUGAAACUCGCCUAGCAGAAGUACGCAGAGAGCGUCAAGAGCGGCUUGCCCCAUUGCAAGAGCGAAAAGAGAAAUUUGCAGGCGAAUUGACGGCACUGAAGCAGCGUCAUAACGAAUUGCGCAUCUUGAUGGCUGACGUAGAGGCCCGCAUGUCCAUCCUCACGCAGCUGCAAGUUGAGGUUGUGGGCGACAUUGCGACCAUCGAAGGCGCGUAUGACGCCGAACUGGCGCAGCUUGGAUUGGAAAACUCUGCGUCAUUGGCAUCGUUGCAAGGGCUGGAGAAGCAACACGGUAUCAUCGGCACGUUUCGCGAUCUGCGAGCAACGCUGGACACACUAUCGUCGACUUCGUUGACAGAGAAGUUAACUGCGACAGUGCAGCAGCACCUGGAUGGAGUCCUGCGGUACACCUCGGCGCAAGCCAUUUGCGUUCAGUUCAUGAAAAAUCGCAUAUUGGACGCCGAAGUGAAGCAACACAAAGCGCGGGCUGAGCUGGACGCAUUCGAGUCACUUGGUGCGAGUGCAGUCACCAACGAACUGGAUGUCCAGAUCUCCGACUUGACGUCGCAGAUCGAAGAAGACGAGCUGUGUCUGGCGGCUCUUCGACGACGCGAUACCGAUGUCCGUGCGCAAUUUGAAUCGCUCAUGGCUUGCGAGCUCCAUCAAGCAAAAAUCACCGCAAAUGUGACAAGGGACGAUUACGUGGUCAACGAUAUUCGACGCAACUUUGGCAAAAUCUUUUCCGUGUAUGCGCAGAAGUUUGGCACCGCACCAUCAUCUAAUACAGGCCGGUCCAAGAGCUGGGAUUUAGUGGACGAAAGGAGUUCAACCAAGAGCCUGUACGACAUCCAAGCGGACGAGUUAGAAGACAAAAUUACACGCGAGAACUUGGCGCGGCUGGAAAAAGGCCAGCGCCCCACACGACCCCCCGAAUUGGACAUUUUGCGUGCAAAGUCGUAACACCACCAACCUCAAGAAUUUCUGAAAGAGUAUUCCGUGGUCCAACACAUUUUUGAGCUACAGCAUGGAAUGUUCUCGUUAUGAUCAAGCAUUAGUUGUCCUGGGGGUGCAGCAAAGUGUGAUACGAUGACGUGAUCAUGUUGAUCUCUUCCUCGAGUUGGAACGUCGCGUCCGCUUCU
Messenger RNA from Aphanomyces invadans, 2318 nucleotides. RefSeq lists its product as hypothetical. The record is from RefSeq and is a predicted model, not a curated record. The transcript is spliced from 4 exons. The coding region runs from base 34 to 2139 and encodes 701 amino acids. NCBI's taxonomy places the organism in Eukaryota, Oomycota, Saprolegniomycetes, Saprolegniales, Verrucalvaceae.